Arachis ipaensis is the source of this 828-nucleotide messenger RNA. RefSeq lists its product as uncharacterized. Lineage: Eukaryota; Viridiplantae; Streptophyta; Magnoliopsida; Fabales; Fabaceae. The record is from RefSeq and is a predicted model, not a curated record.
CUGAAGAAAGAGCAUAGGAUUUGGGCAAGGCAUUGAAGUUGAAGUGUGGAAGAGUUCUUAAGAGGUUAUUUCCACUAAAGGAAUGGAGGUAUAUGGCAAAUCUAUGGUUGCAGCUCCUGCAAAUGUUAUUUAUAUGUCGAGUAUUUUGGGCCGUGAUGGACCAAAUCCUGUGCAUAAGUGCGACUGGAAAUGUGAAAACGAAAAUGUUUGCGGGAACAUGUAUCGCUGCAGGCUAACAGGGCUAACUCACAUCUGUGAUAAAAACUGUAACCAGAGAAUUUUGUAUGAUAACCACAGCUCGCUUUGUAGAGCAAGUGGUCAAAUUUUCCCCCUUACACCAGCAGAGGAACAAGCAGUGAGGGGUGUUCGAAGAAAGCUCGAUGCAGAAAAUUCAUCUUCUGAUGGCUGUGGUUUUAAGCGUAGACGAGAUACACAAUUCCAUACUUCUCCUUUCGAGAGAUCUUUUUCUGCUGUCAGUCCUAUCUGCAGCCAAGUUGGAGAUGGCAUGGAUAUGAGCUAGAUAUAUAUUUCCUUCUUUUUUGGAUCUUUUUUUCUUUUUCCCUUUUACUAUCAGAUGAGUAUCAAUAACAGCACUUGAAUAAAUGGACUACCUAUUGGUGGACAACAUGUAUGUCCAUCUACUUUGAGAACUCCUUAUAUUUCCAGUAAUAAUGUAAUGUGGCACUUAAAAGUAGCUUGACUGUUUAGUAUUCAGAUGACUUUAGUUUCUUGCUCACCUUGUUGGGAAGCAGACAUUUAGCUACAAGAUGAAACUCAGACUUUAUGAUGCCUGGAUUUGAUUUAGGACCUGAAAUGAUGUACUAUGUA